CCAUAAAGGACAGGCUAAAGCGCAGCGAAGAGGACAGACGCCCGGCGCCAGAAAUAUAAAAGCAACCCGAGCGUCACUGCGGCCCGCCUCAACAGGUCUCGGACAAAACCCGGGGAAAAAAACUACCCCCUCAACCAAUAUCUAUUCAACGCGAUCUCUCGCAUUUUUGGGUCAAACAUAUACACUUUCGCUUACACCAGCUACCGUCGACGGUCGCCUUACUCUGUUUGAGCUCCCUGGCAUACACUCUCUACGUCCGGGGUGUUUGCUGCUGAUUCAAUCACUGCACUUGGGUUCAGCGAGACAGAGAUCAUCACGAGACAGGAUCGGAAUCGAGAGGAGGAUCUUGGACUGGUAUCACGCAUAACGUCGUGCUCAAUAGCGUCACCACACCUGCAGUGGAAGCAGAGACUAUCACGCGUCGCACAUUGCACUCUCGGAUAUUCCGUCCGAGACGAUUGCGCGUCCGACCUUCGAAAUGACGACCGGAAUCGAAACCAGGAAGCGUAGUGUUUCAGAAAUAUCUGGCGACCAUGAAGGGGAUGUGAGGUAUAACGAAUGGACAGACGCUAAGCGACCGCGAUCACAGGGUUCGGAAGACAAUCCGCAAGUUGAGAACAAAGUGCGUUCAUCACAAUCCAUGGACAGCUCUGAGUCGAUAUAUGGGACGGGGAUACCGAGCGACGCAUAUGACGGAACAAAUUUUGAUCAGCCUGUAGCGAAUUAUAACCAGCCGGACUCGAAUCACGAUCCGCUCAUUUGGGCCAAGCUGGGCGCGCUGCAUUCGCAGAAUGCUACUGCAGGUUAUGCGGAGGAAGCUUCGACGUUACAUCCUGAUCAGUUGAGAUCGCAACCCCCGCCUGUGACGAAUGGGCACGAUCACAGUAACCACGAACCUUCUGUUAACCAGCCCGGCGUAAAAUCGGAGGGAGUGAAAUCAGAAGGAAUCCCUGAGGAUCCAAAUCUCGUCCAGGAGCAGCUGAAAUUUUGCGGAAACGUGUUAAAGAUCGUAAAAAGACUGAAAGACGCUCCACCGUUCCUUCAACCUGUCGACCCGGUGCUGUUAGGGAUUCCGAAUUACCUGGACGUGAUCAAAGAUCCGAUGGAUCUAUCGACAAUCGAAACCAAGUUGCGCACUUCGCAGUACGCAACAUAUCGUGGCUUUGUGGACGACUUUAAGCUCAUGGUCGAGAACUGCUAUACGUUCAACGGGAGAGAGUCUCUGGUCUCGCAAAAUGCGCUGAACCUGGAGAAGUCGUUCGAUAAGCACAUGGAGAAAUUACCAUUACAGGUUCAGGUGAAAUCAGAGAAACAGAAGAAACGCCCAUCGACCGUAGAUCCAGCGGCGCGAUACUCCCUAAGCGGGCCCUCGGACACACGACCUAAACGAGAAAUCCACGCGCCAGUAAAAGACAUUAGCAGCAGCUCCCUAACCGGCGCAAAACUAAGCGACCCGGAACUCAAAUUCUGCUCCGAAGUGCUAAAAGAACUGACCAAGAAAACGCACAACCCACACAACUGGCCCUUCCUCCAACCCGUCGACCCCAUCGCCCUCAACAUCCCGCACUACCCAACCAUCAUCAAACACCCGAUGGAUCUCAGCACGAUGCGCAAGAAACUGGAUGGUGGGGAAUACGCCUCCGCGGACGAGUUCGAGGCCGAUAUGAAGCUGAUGCUGAAUAACUGCUACACGUUCAAUCCGCCGGGGACGGACGUGCAUACCUCGGCGCAGCACCUGCAUGAGGUGUUCAAUAGGAAGUGGGCCGAGAAGGGGGCGGCGGUGGCGCAGGCCCCGAGAUCGGAUAAACGGCCGGCGGCGAAGGCGAAGGCGAAACGGCAGUCGGUGGCGCAGGUGCAGCAUGAGCAUGAGGGGGAGGAGUCUUCUGAUGAGGAGGAUGAUGAUAACACCGCCAAGCAACUCUCCCUCCUCAACAACCAACUCCAAGCCAUAACAGCCCAAAUGGCCAUCCUCCAAGAAAAACAAUCCCGCAAAAACGCCAAAAAGAAAGCCUCCACAUCCUCUCUUCCCACCACCACGUCCUCCACCGCCCCCAAAAAACAGAAAUCCAAAUCCCUCUCCGUCCCACCACAAAAGAAGAACCCCAAGAAACCACCACGCCCACGCGCACCGAAGGGGAGCAAAGCAGAGGAAAAUCUGCCUGCGAUGACGUAUGAGCAGAAAGAGGAGCUGAGCGUGCUGGUCGGCGAGCUGAGCGCGGAUGAGAUUGAUAUAGUGAUGGGGAUCAUUAGGGCUGGGUCGGAUUUGCCUGAGAGCGCAAACCUAGGAGGCGAAGUGGAACUGGACAUUGAACUCCUGUCCAAAUCGACCCUCUGGAAACUGUACAAUUUCGUGACAAAGAAGAAAACGCCGACCAAGAAACAGACUCCUGCAGCCAAGGCGAGGCCGUUGACGAGUUCGAGUAGGCCUAUGGGGUUGAGUAGAGCGAGCGAUACGAGUGAUGGGAGUGAUGAGGGGAGUGAAUCGGAGAGUGAUUGAGUCGGGUCCGAGUGCAGUCCGGAUUUCGCACCGGCCGUACCCCUGGUACCCUUCAUUGCGAUGUAUUGUCUUCCACCUGUAUCCGCCCGCCCCAUUGAGAGCUUUUCAGCUUGCCUCGAAUCGACGCAUGGGGAUUGGAGAGCGAGGGAUCAUUCUGAAUGUGUAGUUAUUGGUUGGGGCGUCGCUUUUUCUCCUGUAUAUGUAUGUACAUAUACCAUACCCCCCCCCAUUUGGUUGCGACAAUAGGAAUGGAUUGAUGGCGCGCGUACUGAGACAACCGACCUGA
Messenger RNA from Fimicolochytrium jonesii, 2783 nucleotides. Its product is annotated as Bromodomain-containing protein. Gene Ontology annotation, biological process: chromatin remodeling; regulation of DNA-templated transcription. The coding region runs from base 479 to 2497 and encodes 672 amino acids. The record is from RefSeq and is a predicted model, not a curated record. Lineage: Eukaryota; Fungi; Chytridiomycota; Chytridiomycetes; Spizellomycetales; Powellomycetaceae. The transcript has 7 exons. Gene Ontology annotation, cellular component: nucleus; chromatin.